AUGGAGUCAGCGCCACCCAAAGCGACUGAGCCGCCACACCAACACGACCCAUCCUCCUCCUCAUCUUCAUCUUUGGCACUUUCAUUGGAAGGACCAGUAUCGAAUAAUAAUGUGCACGAGACCAGGUCCUCUCCGAUUGCAGGAAAUUCAACUCCAGGUCUUAUAGGGAAACACAGAAUGUCUGCUGCAAUUUCUUUUCUCAAUCAGCAAAUCCAAUCAAUUCAGGAGGAGCUGGAUCAACUGGAAACUCUUGGUAGAUCCUCGACUGUAUGUGAAGACCUGAUCUCGAGCGUAGAGUCUGUUCCAGACGCCCUACUUCCGGUGACCAGAGGUCCGGCAGAGGUUAGCUGGGAACGGUGGUUUCAGGGUGCCCACAGCUCAGGAAGCCGUCGCAGACGGUGGAUCUGA
Fraxinus pennsylvanica is the source of this 408-nucleotide messenger RNA. NCBI's taxonomy places the organism in Eukaryota, Viridiplantae, Streptophyta, Magnoliopsida, Lamiales, Oleaceae. The record is from the annotation of a GenBank genome assembly.